Molecule: messenger RNA, 460 nt
Organism: Cutaneotrichosporon oleaginosum
Lineage: Eukaryota; Fungi; Basidiomycota; Tremellomycetes; Trichosporonales; Trichosporonaceae
Product: 40S ribosomal protein eS30
Biological process (GO): translation
Cellular component (GO): ribosome; cytosolic small ribosomal subunit
Molecular function (GO): structural constituent of ribosome
Source: RefSeq, a predicted model, not a curated record
CUACAUCAACUAGUCAAAAUGGGUAAGGUCCACGGCUCUCUCGCGCGUGCCGGCAAGGUCAAGUCGCAGACUCCUAAGGUCGAGAAGCAGGAGAAGAAGAAGUCGCCCAAGGGCCGCGCUAAGAAGCGCGCCCAGUACACCCGCCGCUUCGUCAACGUCACCCUCACCCCCGGCGGCAAGCGCUCCAUGAACCAGCAGCCCGCGGGCAAGUCGGGUUAAUCGCAACUCGACACAUACAUGUAGACGGCGAGCUUGUACGGUGAUGGAGAUCCUGCAUCAAUACAAUGGCGGGCCGCAUGUCGGUGGCGCGUGCAGGCACGCGUCUGCAGUGGGAUGCGACCGAGAUCAUCGAGCAUCGCGGGCGCCUUAUGCCUGGAUGUUCUCAGGUAUCACCCACUCACGUGGCUCGUCCUUUCCUCCCUCUCAGCACUGUGGUUGGCGAUCGAGCAAGUCAUCCAUG